GCGUUUUAAAAGUGAAGAAAGCACACAAACAGAUUUACGCUCAAAAAAUCUAACCAUAUAUUAACAGAAAUAUAUGAUACAUUACUAAACCCUGCAAUUAACGUAUGAAUUAUAUUUGAUUUAUAUUAAAAGAAAUGUGAUUUUUGGUUGUGAUGGUGAAAAUAAAACCGGCUGCCGGCUGUUUGUUGGCACAAACAUCCUCGACUAUAGUAGUAACUUUUACGCACGUCUAUUCUUGUGCCAAAUAAAGAAGCACAGCGGUGACAGCUGGAGGCCCACGCCGAGAAACCCGAGACAGCAACAUGUUAAAGUCCCAAUACCGGAAUUCCCACAGACCCCUAAACGCUUCAGCAGACCCCCGCUCAGACACAGGGAAAGCAGGAGAAGACAUAAUAAGGAGUGAGGGGGAUGUCAUCUUAUCAUGGUCACAUUAUGCGCAAAAGGAGAUUUGAAGCGUACAUUUCUUUUUGUGACCUUUGUUGUGAUGUCAGCGGCGCAAUAUGAAAACUACAACUUCAGAAACUUCCCCGAGGAGGAGCUCAUGCCCCUCACGGCCGCGUACGGAACAGCGCUGGAUAAUUACGCAGCAGGAAAUUGGACCGGGUCGAUCCAGUACUUGGAGUUAAGUCUGCGUUUGCAUCGGCUCCUGAGAGACAGCGUGAGACACUGUGCGCUCCACUGUAACAGGAGUAAACAUGACGGACCGUCCUUUACGGGGGACCCUGAGCUCCGGGUGCACUGGCACGUUAUGAUGAGAGCGUCAUGUCAGAAGAGGUGCAGAGCGAGCUUCCCCGGGCUGCGGCUCCCUCCACCCGGCAAAAAGAUCCUGGAUGACUUCGACAGAAGAUCUCCCUACAGAUACCUGCACUUUGCUCACUCGGAGCUGAACAACCUGCAGAAAGCCGUCCCAUGCGCCUACACGUUCCUGCAGAGGAACCCAGAGGACCAGGAGAUGCAGCAGCUGAUGGAGGAAUACAAGAGUCAGUACGACCUGAGCGGCUUCCUCAUCGACCACGAGCAACGACCCUACGAGGCCUCCUUUCUGAGUGGAGUGAAGCUGGUCAGUUCGGGCGAUUACAGCAGCGGCGUUGAACUCCUGGAGGAAGCUCUGAGGCUCUACCUGCAGGAGUACGACCUUUGUGAGGCCGACUGCGAGGGGCUGAUCGGUCAUCUCUUAGCAGACGGGGACUUCUACGCAGUCGUAGCAGACGUCUACAUUGACGUAUUGAGGUGUAAGCUGAAGUGUGAAGAACACUUGAAGCCCAGCGUUGGGGGUUACUUUGUGGAGAGGUUUGUCCCAAAUCUUUACCACUACCUGCAGUUCGCCUACUAUAAGCUGAACGACGGCGUUCGAGCUGUGCCGUGUGCCCACAGCUACUUCCUGUUUGAGCCUGACGAUCAGAUCAUGAAGCAGAACCUGCUCUAUUACAAAGCCUACAGUCAACAGUGGGGGCUCCGGUCUGACCACUUCACACCGAGGAGGGAAGCGUUCGAACAUUACAACCAGACCUUCACUCAAAAACAGAUGUUGGCAUUUGCAGAAACGUACUUAGAGUUGGAUGAUGAGGACUUUUUUGGACCAGAAGAAGCUGCAUUUUUGGCCUCCGGGUCUCCUGAUCUUGAGUUUGAAGGUAUGGGAGACUACGAGGAGUCCUUCUUCGCUAACUGGAGGCAGCCCAGGGACAAAGGGGACGUCGGACAGUCACACUUGUGAGGAGAGCUCAGAGUAAAUUCGGCACCAGUAAACAGAUACAGAAGUGCAGGUUUUACUUCCCCUCUGUUUGGUUGUAUUAUUAUUUGUAUCCACCUACUCUCUUUGUAAAGAAAUAAAGACAGAAAUCACCAGUUU
This is a messenger RNA of Mugil cephalus (flathead mullet), 1849 nucleotides long. RefSeq names its product endoplasmic reticulum protein SC65-like. Gene Ontology annotation, biological process: peptidyl-lysine hydroxylation; collagen fibril organization. The transcript has 7 exons. Gene Ontology annotation, molecular function: collagen binding; protein binding. Lineage: Eukaryota; Metazoa; Chordata; Actinopteri; Mugiliformes; Mugilidae. The record is from RefSeq and is a predicted model, not a curated record. Gene Ontology annotation, cellular component: endoplasmic reticulum. Bases 422 to 1714 code for a protein of 430 amino acids.